UCCAGAGCGAGCGCAGCGGGCUGAGGAGACGGCACGUUCGUUCGGUGGGCGGGCGCUCACACAUCCAAGUGGUCGUCUCGUCAUUGUCUUCCAUGUUUUUUUUUCUUCUCCAUUUUGUUGCUGCGGCUGCAGGGCUGCGGAGUCGGAGUCGGAGUUGGAGUCGGUCGGAGUCGACAGUUCUGCCCGGAGUCGGGGUCGGAGUCGCCGAAAAUCCAUCGACUCCGCAGCCCCGUGCAGCUGGUGUUAGGUAUAUAAACUUAUACAUAUAUGUUUUUAUCACUUUAUCCGUCGUGCACGGUGCAUCAUGCAUGUGUAAAUACGGGACAUUCCUGGUUUUGACAGACACACUCAACUCGUUAUGUGGACUGACGGUGUCUGGGUUAGUUAUGACGGCAGGCUGGCGCCGGCCGCGGUCCCGGUCCGGUGACGGCUGCGGUCCCAGUGGUCAUGUCUCCCCCGGCCACUUCCGUCCCGCUCCGGCCGGCAGGCGGCACCGGACCGGUGUGCCCAGCGGCGGCCAUAAAUCACAGCCGCGCGCGGCGGGGGAGUAAAUCAACGACCGACAGGGAGUAAAUCAGCGCCCGUUUAGUGCGUAAAUCAGCCGCGGGCCGCGUCUGUCGCCGGGCCGCCGGCCGCUGUCCGCCGCCCCCGUCAGUCGGGACUGUCGUGUCGUACCGUGUCGAACGCCGUCGGCGACGGGUGAGCUUCAUAGUCAUGUUGCUGUCGGCGUUGCUACUUUUCACCAACUGGCUAGCCGGAGGGUGUCUUUCCGCGAGGGCCGCCCUGCCUCCGGCGACGGCCACUGGAAUGGGCCGUUCCUUUGGCAACUGGUGGCGACAAACGGGCGGUGCUGAACUGAGAGCUCCUCUCAUCGGGCCAAUCAGAAGACGGAACCCCAGUCAGCGACAGUCAUCGGAGCUGCCGGCGCGACUGUCACCUACGGGCUGGCACACUGGGCCGCAGUUCAACCCUGGGAGACACAGACGCCCGGACCCGGCGGGUCGGCGGCAGUCCGGCAGUGCUGAGAGCGGCGUCACCGGUGAAUGGCGGAGCCGUCUUGGACUCCCAUCUGUCGGACAGAGAGCACGCAAGCCGAGGACCUGGCCAGGAUGGUCAGGGACUGAGAACGGUCGCAGAGCUCGUAAACCAAGGACCUGGUCGGGCUGGCCGGUGGCCGAUGGUGGUAGCCGGAGAGCUCGAAAGCCCAGGAUCUGGACAGGCUGGCUGGGAGCUGACUACGGUAGUCAGGGAGCUCGGAAACCCAGGGCCUGGAAGGGCAAUGCAGACGCUCUGCAAAAGCGGCAGGGAAGACGGGUACCAAGUGUCCGCCGCCCCGGCCGGCGGCGCUGGUCCCCGGAGACGUUGAAGUUUGGGUUGUCAAGACCGGUAGACUGGCAUCCGAGUCAUCCCGGGCCUCUUCUACCGUUACCGAAUAGAGCCGGUCCCUCUGAGCUGAACCGUUUGCCGUCAGGUGGGGAGGAGCGGCCGAAGCUGAACAAUCUACCUAUAGGUGGGGAUGAUUGGCAGGACCUCUCUGCGUCAUACACAGCACCGUCUCACGAGUUGCAGCCUCUGACUGACGACAAUUCACCGACAGAAGACGCACCGGCCAGCCCUGAUGGACCCGGUGACAACUCGACUCGCCACUUCGCCGGUCCUCCAGAAGAGCGUCCGAAUCCGGCCACUGGCACCGCCGCCCGAUGGCACCCGCUGCUCGUGAUUCCUGAGAAGGACGCCGAGCUCCCAGCGGACGCCACGACUGUGUCACCGCUCACCAACGUGCCGCUCGAAUUCCCAGAGCCUCCCGAGUUCUCCCAGUCUCCCGAGUAUUCCACUUCCUCCGAAUACGCCCAGUCCCAUAAGUCCUCUCAGCCGUCUAAGCACUCUCAACCUCCGGAGUUUUCCCAGCGUUUUAUCGAUUUGACGGCUGAGCUGCCUCCGAUUCCAGCGGAGUUGCCUGCUGGGCCUCAUCCGUCGGCCGAGCCCCCUGAGACACAUUCAUCGGCUGAGCCACCUGCUGAGUCACAAUCACUAGCUGAGCCACCUGCUGAGCCACAGCCAGCGGGGAAGCCGCCCGCGGACUCACACCAGUCUGAUGCGUCCGCAGCUGAGUCUCACUCCCCUACUGGACCGUCUGAGGGGCCUCGCCCGCCGUCUGGGUCCGCGGGCUCCCCCACCGUCUCCCGUCCAUCGGGCGAGUCUCCCACCAUCCCACACUCAUUGGCUGGGCAUCCGGCCCUCUCCUCACCAGCUGUGGGUGACGGCUUAGUGCCGCCGGAGCAGGCCGCCUCUUUGGAGCGGCCCUGGUACGUCGACUCGCUCCUGUCCCUUCCACAGGGCUACGGCCCGCCUAAGAACCUGCAGCAUCAGCAGGAGGGGCCCGCCGCGCCGCAGCCGUCCCCGCAUUUCACUAACGAUUUAUUUACGGGGCAGGGCGGUAAAGUAGACGCCCGGUACCCACCGCACGGUGGCGGUAGUCCUUCCCUACCUCUCGACACUUCACAGUAUGGACCGCCGAAGGACCCACUGUACCCGCUCACAGUCAGCCCAGGAUACAGUGGAGGACCACUCGACCAGCAGGGCUCACAGUCGGGGUACGGGCCCCCAAGGAGUCCUCUGUUCCCUCCCACCUUCUCCCCGGGGCCCAGCGGGGGAGUGUCACUGACCCGACCUACCCAGAGGGGCACCCACCAGGAGUACGGUCCUCCAAGGGAGCCUCUGUACCCGCCCAUCAACCCGGGACACAGUGGCGACCUGCCUGGGUACGGCCCUCCGAGGGACGCCCAUCGGCCCGGAGCUGCUCAUCAGCCUGAAGACGCUUAUCGACCUGAAAACGUUCAUCGGCUAGAGAACGCACAUCGUCCUGAAAACGCCCAUCGGCCUGGUGACGCUCAUCACCCAGCUGAAGCUCAUCGACCAGCCGAUGUCCAUCACCCAGCAAACGUCCACAAACCUGAUGAAGGUAAGCAGCCGUCGCCGUCCUCUCUGACCAAGGAGCAGGAGAAGCUGUUGGACCUGCUGGCAGAGGCCGGCGCGGAGAAACUGGUGGCCAGUCUGCGGCGGCAGGGGUCGACCAAGUCCGGCCAGGAGGAGUGUGAGUGCGGCGAGGUGGCGCCGCCGGGCACCGUGGUGGGUCUCACCGGUCUGGCGGCGCUACUCAUUUACGUCCUCUCCAUCCAGACGAUCGGCAGCUCCAAAGGCAGCGGCAGCGGCCGAGCCAUCAAACCCAACAGUUACGGCCACAUGGAGACGCUGCUGUCUGCGCUGGUUACCGAGCACCUGUCUGAGACGGCGCCCUGGUCCGGGGCCCGGCCGGAGCCCUCGUUCCCCGGGUUCACCUGGGCGGAGUACCGCGCCGGCAAGCUGCUGGCGCCACCGACCACCGCCGCGCCCGUGCCGGGGCUCCGGCGUGGUGCCGCCCGCCGUGUGGACACCGUCACCGGUCAGAAGCGGAAGCGGCUGAGGCCGGUCACCAAGGACGGUCUGCUGGCGCGCGUGGAGCGCUGGCUGCGCGGCCGCGGCCGACUCGUGUACCGUCCAGUGAACGGCACGAAGCAGAGCCCGCCGGACUGCGAGUGCAGCCUGCGCCACCUGCUGGACGUGCUCGGCUACGUGCCUCUGGCCGUGCUGCUCGGCUACAGCACCACCCUAUCGACCACGGCGCUGGCCACGGCCGGCGCCGGCGGCGGCACCGCCAUCGACGUCACCAUCAAUGACGCCGACACCAUCACCAACAGCAACAACAACGCGCCGACGCUGACCAACACGGACAGCGACGUCAUCACCAACACGGCGCAGGGCAACCCGAUCAACACCAACACCAACACGGCCAGCAACCAGGACAGCGACAUGAUCACCAACAUGGCCGGCGGGCGCGCGCUCACCUACCGCAGGAGGAAGAGUCGUCGGCGUAGCAGGACGUCCCGUACCGUCCCGGCAGGCGGCAGACGGUGACGAUCGGCCCGUCCGUCUCCGGCUCUCCGAAGUCGAUGUGGUGCUCAGAGACGGCCACCGAAUCACUCUGCGUGCCGGACCCGGCGCGGCCAGUGGUGCUGAAGACAGACUAUCGACUCUGACUCACUGCUGGAUGGUGACGGCAGGUCGUGUCACAGACUGAAGAGGUCAUAGUGGAUACAUUGGAACUGGUAUAUUGGGCAUUACAGUGUUUGUUAUAGGGCAUUACAGGCUGUACGACGGCCGAUCGGGCUCGGGAUAGUGUGAGUGAUUUAUUGGUCAGCGUCGGUGAUCUGACUGCAUGGGCUCAGUGAUUACGUGAAGUCGCCUCAGGAACGGGGCCGUUAUUGGCAAUCGGUGACCACUCGUGACGGAGUUCAAGUGACUGGUGUUUGAAGUGGUGGCAACUAAAUGGUAGAUUAGGAUUUACUCUGGAAUUGUGACGACGGUGCUCAAUAAAUUUGAAUUUCGCUGUA
Amphibalanus amphitrite is the source of this 4430-nucleotide messenger RNA. RefSeq names its product serine/arginine repetitive matrix protein 1-like. NCBI's taxonomy places the organism in Eukaryota, Metazoa, Arthropoda, Thecostraca, Balanomorpha, Balanidae. The record is from RefSeq and is a predicted model, not a curated record. The transcript is spliced from 3 exons. Bases 715 to 3954 code for a protein of 1079 amino acids.